This is a messenger RNA of Bombyx mori (domestic silkworm), 4614 nucleotides long. RefSeq names its product protein flightless-1 (gene fliI). Gene Ontology annotation, molecular function: actin filament binding; phosphatidylinositol-4,5-bisphosphate binding. The transcript has 23 exons. The coding region runs from base 90 to 3809 and encodes 1239 amino acids. NCBI's taxonomy places the organism in Eukaryota, Metazoa, Arthropoda, Insecta, Lepidoptera, Bombycidae. The record is from RefSeq and is a predicted model, not a curated record. Gene Ontology annotation, biological process: myofibril assembly; actin polymerization or depolymerization; barbed-end actin filament capping. Gene Ontology annotation, cellular component: actin cytoskeleton; cytoplasm; nucleus.
AAUUUUAUUAUGUCAGAAUUAUUAUUGACAUUUUCGAGUAAAAAACUAAAAUAACUUGUGUAAUGUAAUCAGUAGAAAAAAUUGUAAACAUGGCAAAUACAGGCUUAUUGCCGUUUGUGCGGGGAGUUGAUUUCACGUGUAACGAUUUCAGCGACGAUAAAUUUCCUGAUGCUAUUCGCUAUAUGACUGGAUUGCAAUGGUUGAGACUCGACAAGACAAACCUUUGUGAUAUACCUGAAGAACUAGGAAAGUUAAUGAAAUUGGAAAACCUUUCCUUGAAAAAGAACAAUCUAGAAAAGUUAUUUGGUGAACUCACAGAGUUAAAGUGUUUGAGAUCUCUGAAUGUCAGGCACAACAAGGUGAAGACUUCUGGGAUCCCGGCUGAACUUUUCCAUCUAGAAGAACUCACUACCUUAGAUCUGUCACAUAAUAGGUUAAAGGAAGUCCCUGAGGGGUUGGAGAAAGCUAAAUCUUUACUUGUAUUGAACCUCAGCCAUAACAGAAUUGAAACAAUCCCACCAACUUUAUUUGUCCAACUAACUGACUUAUUAUUUCUGGAUCUAUCUCAUAAUCUUUUGGAGACCCUACCCCCUCAGACUAGAAGGUUGGCAAACCUGCAGACUUUGAUACUCAAUGAUAAUCCACUUGGAGUUUUCCAGUUGAGGCAAUUACCUUCACUUCAAAGUCUAGAGACACUGCAUAUGCGAAACACACAAAGAACUCUUGCCAAUUUGCCGACAUCAUUGGAAACACUCUCAAAUCUUUCCGAUGUGGACUUAUCAAAGAAUGCAUUAACGAAAAUACCAGAUGCCUUGUACACGUUGUUGAGUCUCAAAAGACUGAAUCUUAGUGAUAAUGAAAUCUCGGAAUUGUCUGCAGCAAUGGAUACAUGGCAGAAACUAGAGAGCUUAAAUUUGUCAAGAAACAAUCUGACAUCACUUCCGGCGUCUUUAUGUAAGCUGCAGAACUUAAGGAGGUUACAUGUAGACGACAAUAAACUUGACUUUGAAGGCAUACCAUCUGGAAUUGGGAAACUUGGCGCUUUGGAAGUAUUCUCAGCUGCUAAUAAUUUACUGGAGAUGAUACCGGAAGGAUUGUGUAGAUGUGGCGCGCUAAAAAAGUUGAAUCUGAGUUGCAAUAAGCUGAUCACUCUCCCCGACGCCGUUCACCUUCUAAGCGAUCUGGAAAGUCUUCAGCUUCACGGAAACCCUGAUCUCGUAAUGCCUCCGAAGCCCGUCGAAAGACCAAGGGGAGCUGGCUUGCAGUAUUACAACAUUGACUUCUCGUUGCAAGCUCAGCUUCAACUGGCCGGGGCUGCGUCAGCUGAAAGCACAACAACCAGCAGCGUUAAGUCGGAUCCGAUAGCUCGCAAGCUCCGCCUACGUCGCGGCCGGCCCGAGCCCGAGCAGAAGGACUCGGCGCUGAUCCUGCGCGGCAUGCAGGAGCAAGCCAACACGCAGCACGGCGACAACGUGCUCGACCAACGACACAGCGAACUCAAACCAAAACGCUGGGACGAAAGCUUAGAGAAGCCCCCGCUAGACUAUUCGGAGUUCUUCGACGAAGACACGGGUCAAACUCCUGGACUACAGGUGUGGGAGAUCGAGAACUUCAUACCGGCUCCUGUUGAUGAGGUCGCUCACGGGAAAUUCUUCGAAGGUGAUUGCUACAUCGUGCUGAAGACAGCCGUGGAAGAGCAAGGACAGCUGUCAUGGGACAUACACUUUUGGAUCGGAUCCAAAGCUACUUUAGACAAGGGGGCCUGCGCCGCAAUGCACGCCGUUAACCUACGCAACCUGCUGGGAGCCAAGCGCACGCGGCGCCACGAGCAGGGCGACGAGAGCCCCGAGUUCAUGGCGCUGUUCCCCACCCCGCCGGUCUACAUCCAGGGCAGCCACACUCCGUCAGGGUUCUUCACGGUCGACGACCCGCACUACGUAACGCGCUUGUACCGAGUCCACGGCGCCGGCAACAGCAUCCACCUGGAGCCGGUCGCGGUGCGCGCCGCCUCGCUCGACCCGAGAUACGUCUUCGUGCUCGACACCGGACUCAUAAUUUAUCUCUGGUACGGUAAGAAAGCUAAGAACACCCUCAAGUCCAAAGCUCGUUUGUUUGCGGAGAAGAUAAACAAAGAGGAGAGGAAGAACAAAGCGGAGCUGAUCGCGGAACCGCCGGGGAAGGAACCCAAAAGUUUCUGGCAGAUAUUGGGGCACGAAGAGGAUGUGCCUUUUGUACCCGAGGAGCACGUGGGCGAGUGGAGCAGCCGGGCGGUGCGGCUGUACCGCGUGGAGCUCGGCAUGGGCUACCUCGAGCUGCCGCAGCCCGGGCCCGCGCCGCUGUCCCGGGGCGCGCUCGCCACUAGGAACGUUUACAUCCUCGACGCGCACCUCGACGUCUUCGUCUGGUUCGGUAAGAAGUCCUCCCGGCUGGUGCGAGCAGCUGCGGUGAAGCUCGCGCAGGAGCUGUUCAACAUGGUGACGCGGCCGCCGCACGCGCUCGUCACGCGUCUCCAAGAAGGGACCGAGACACAGGUGUUCAAAACGUAUUUCCUGGGCUGGGACGAAAUCAUAGCGGUGGACUUCACGAGAACUGCAGAGUCUGUGGCGAGGACCGGGGUAGACCUCGCCAGCUGGGCCAAACAACAGGAGACUAAGGCCGAUCUAUCAGCGCUGUUCACGCCGAGGCAGCCGGCGAUGACGGCGUCAGAAGCGAAGACCCUCGCAGACGAGUGGAACGAAGACCUGGAAGCGAUGGAGGCCUUCGUGCUGGAGGGACGCCACUUCGUCCGGUUGCCCGAGAACGAACUGGGGGUCUUCUACAGCUGUGAUUGCUACGUGUUCCUCUGCAGAUAUGUCUUGUGUCCUGAUGCCGAGGAAGAGAGCGAGGGCUCCAACGUGGAUCACGAGACGGAAGACGACGGUGAAUCCGCCACCUGGGUCGUGUACUUCUGGCAGGGACGUAGGGCUCCCAACAUGGGCUGGCUGACGUUCACCUUCGGUCUUGAGAGGAAGUUCAAGCAGCUCUGCAAGCGCCUUGAGGUCGUCCGGACGCACCAGCAGCAAGAGAGCCUCAAGUUCCUCUCGCACUUCCACAGGCAAUUCGUGCUCAGAGACGGCAAGAGGAAUCUUAAACCGGAGGGUCGUCUGCCCGUCGAGUUGUUCGAGCUGCGUAGUAACGGCUCCGCGCUCUGCACCAGGCUGGUCCAGGUCAAAGCGGAGGCGUCCCAACUGAACAGUGCCUUCUGCUACAUUUUAAACGUACCGCUGGAAGGUAACGGGGAAACGUCGUCCGCCAUCGUGUACGCGUGGAUCGGGAGCAAAAGCGACCCCGACUCCGCGCGACUCAUCGAGCAAAUGGCCGAAGAUAAGUUCAACAACCCGUGGGUCAGCCUACAGGUAUUAACGGAGGGUAGCGAGCCAGAUAAUUUCUUCUGGGUGGCGCUCGGUGGCCGCAAGCCUUACGACACAGACGCGGACUAUCUCAACUAUACGAGACUGUUCCGGUGCUCAAACGAGAAAGGAUACUUUACAGUCUCCGAGAAAUGUACGGACUUCUGUCAGGAUGAUUUGGCUGAUGAUGAUAUUAUGAUAUUGGACAACGGAGAACAGGUCUUUCUGUGGCUUGGAGCAAAAUGUUCUGAAGUGGAAAUAAAGCUUGCAUACAAAUCUGCACAGGUGUAUAUACAACACAUGAAAACCGUACAACCAGACCGUCCAAGGAAACUGUUUUUGACACUAAAAGACAAAGAGUCACGUCGGUUCACCAAGUGCUUCCAUGGCUGGGGGGAUCACAAGCGGCCUCCAGAAUAAAUUUGAACACCGUGUAGUCAAUUGGCUAUAAUUUUACUUUAAUGGUUAACAUCUUGCUGUUUUUUUUUUUUGAAUAAGCACUUUCAACAUAAGAAAGUUUCCCAGAGUGAUAAUGUUACAUGCAUAUGGAGGCCUUAAAUAAUGGACAUGAAAGAGAUAAAAUAUUCAGGAACUCACAAUAGGUAUGGAGACAAAAUAAAAAACACCUAAAAAUUCAGAAAUUCAGCAUUUACUUUGUAAAUAAUUUUAAAUAUGUCUAAUGUUUUGAUUCUCUGUAUCUAUAGAAAUGAAUGUGCAUUCUGGGGUCCAUGGGUUUUAGUAAUCUCUCAACUUCAGGUUUUGUAAAGCAUUAAUAGGAGAUGAGUGUACAUCCUACUUGAUGGUAAGUAGUCACCAUUACUCGUGGACUUGCUUGUUCCAUAUAAAUAUGUUGUGCAUGCAAACAAGGAACUAAAAUUCCAAACAACAUAUUUUUCCUUUAAUUCCUUACCCAAUUUGUUGAUUGAUGGUAAAAUAUUUAAAUAUUUUCCUGUCUAAAUAAAUUACAAUUUAACAUAAAAUAAAACCAUUUGUUCAAAAUGAAAGACUGAAUCAUGCCAUUUUAAUGAACAUUAUUUUAUUCAGAUUUUUUCUUAAUAAUAAUACACAAGAGUAAUGAGAUUACAAGUUAUUUAUUGGAAAGAGUAACUUUUGACUAGAAUAGAUGAUUGACUUUUUGUUACUCCCUUGUAAAGACAUCUUUUUAUAAUAUUGCAUUUAUGUUAAAUACACAACUUUUUAAAAAUAAAUGUAUUCACUGACUUCA